This is a messenger RNA of Abrus precatorius (Indian licorice), 4038 nucleotides long. Its product is annotated as probable splicing factor 3A subunit 1. The transcript is spliced from 4 exons. The record is from RefSeq and is a predicted model, not a curated record. Gene Ontology annotation, molecular function: RNA binding; protein binding. Gene Ontology annotation, cellular component: U2-type prespliceosome; U2 snRNP; catalytic step 2 spliceosome. Gene Ontology annotation, biological process: regulation of alternative mRNA splicing, via spliceosome; mRNA cis splicing, via spliceosome. The coding region runs from base 308 to 2749 and encodes 813 amino acids. NCBI's taxonomy places the organism in Eukaryota, Viridiplantae, Streptophyta, Magnoliopsida, Fabales, Fabaceae.
AGUUUGGGAAGAGAAGAUCCCAACCCUUAUGCUCCACAGUAAGGUCUUCUCCACAAUUCUUCGUUUUUCUUUUCCGCAGUUAACACAUUCAUUGUUUUCGUUCUCUUUUUCUGUUUCGCCGUUUACCUUGUACCACCAAACAUUGUUUCUUCUUCUCUCCACGAUUCAAUUUCGUUUAGAUUCUUUUUCACUCGCUUUGCGCGGAAGAAUCUGGGGGUUCUGUUAGCAAGAGGCUGCUUUGGUGUUUCUUUCAUUUUUGCUUUACAUGAAUACAUAGAAGUUUUUCAGUGUUUUAGUAAUUCACAUCAUGUUAGGUUCAUUGCCUAUAUUGCCUCUUCCUGCUCCUCCUUCUGAUGGAAAUCUAGGUCCUCUCCCUGAGGCUCAACUCUCUGAGAAUGAGAGGGAUGAGAAAUUCUCUAACGAGGAGCAGAAAAAUUUAGCUUCUGUUCCGGUACCGGCAACAGUUGCCACCCACACUAGAACUAUUGGAAUUAUACAUCCCCCUCCUGACAUUAGAACCAUUGUUGAUAAAACUGCCCAGUUUGUGGCUAAAAAUGGUCCAGAAUUUGAAAAGAGGAUUAUUGCAAAUAACACCGGCAAUGUCAAGUUCAAUUUCUUGAACUCAUCAGAUCCUUAUCAUGCGUAUUACCAACACCGGUUGACUGAAUUUCGUGCUCAGAAUCAGUCUUCUUCACUGCAACCUCUGUCGCUGCCUGCAGAUUCAGCUAUUCCUGAAUCUGUCCCGUCUGCACCAACGCCUGAUAGUAAUGGUGUAGUAGCAGCAGAAAAGCCUGAUGUUUCUGCCCAGUUUAAACCUGUAAGGAAAGUACUUGAACCCCCUGAAGCCGAGCAGUAUACUGUUAGGCUUCCUGAAGGAAUUACAGGGGAAGAGCUGGAUAUUAUAAAGCUUACAGCACAGUUUGUGGCCCGAAAUGGGAAAUCUUUUUUGACAGGCUUGACAAGUAGAGAAGUUAACAACCCCCAAUUCCAUUUUUUAAAACCAACCCACAGCAUGUUUACAUUUUUUACUUCCCUUGCUGAUGCAUAUUCAAAGGUUUUGAUGCCUCCAAAGGGUUUGACAGAGAAGCUGAAGAAGAGUGUCUCUGACAUGACUACUGUCCUUGAAAGGUGUGUGAAUAGGCUGGAAUGGGAGCGUUCACAAGAGCAAGCUAGGCAAAAGGCUGAGGAUGAGAUAGAGCAGGAAAGGAUACAAAUGGCUAUGAUUGAUUGGCAUGAUUUUGUGGUGGUUGAAACAAUAGAUUUUGUUGAUGAUGAGGAUGAAGAAUUACCUCCUCCAAUGACUAUUGAGGAGGUUAUAAGGAGAAGCAAGAUGACAGCCAUGGAAGAGGAUAUUGUUGAGCCAGGAAAGGAGGUUGAAAUGGAAAUGGAUGAGGAAGAGGCCCAGCUUGUUGAAGAGGGCAUGCGAGCUGCUAGUUUGGAAGAUAAUGAUGAUGGGAAGCAAAAUGAAGUGAGGGUUACUGAAGAUCCUGAACCACCAAUGAGGAUUGUGAAGAACUGGAAGAGACCUGAGGAGAGGAUUCCUGCAGAAAGAGAUCCAACCAAGUUUGUUGUUUCUCCUAUCACUGGUGAGCUAAUUCCUAUUAGUGAAAUGUCGGAACAUAUGCGAAUUUCUCUCAUUGAUCCCAAGUACAAAGAACAAAAAGAAAGGAUGUUUGCCAAAAUUCGAGAGACAACUCUGGCUGCGGAUGAUGAAAUCUCAAGAAACAUUGUUGGACUUGCUCGGACCCGUCCUGAUAUCUUUGGUACUACGGAGGAAGAGGUUUCCAAUGCUGUCAAGGCAGAGAUUGAGAAGAAAAAUGAUGAGCAACCUAAGCAGGUUAUAUGGGAUGGUCACACUGGUAGCAUUGGCCGCACUGCAAACCAAGCCAUGUCACAGAAUAUUGGAGGUGAGGAUCCAAAUGAUGCUUCUAAUAAUGAAAUCAAGAACCUUCUUGGUCCUGCUGCACCUCCUCCAAGACCUGGUAUGCCUUUAGUUCGUCCUCUUCCACCACCACCUGGACUGGCAUUGAAUCUUCCCCGUGUUCCUGUCCAAUAUUCUGCUCCUAAUAGUGGUGCCCUUCCAAUUCCUCCUCCCAGACCCCCAGUCGUUCCCAUGAUUUCUUCUGUUCGGCCAGCUCCCCCUCCUCCAAUGCCAAUGACUUCUGGACAGCAGCCAGUCAUGGCUGGUCAACCGCCCCCAAUGCAUCCAUCAAUUCCUAUGAAUAGCCAAGGAAUUCCCAUACCUCCACCACCAGGAUCUCAGUUUACUCCUGUUCCAGUUCCUCGACCUUUUGUUCCUCUUUCUGUUCCACCAUCAGGUAUGCCUAUGAUGCAUCCACCACCUUUGCCUCAAGGAGUGCCACCGCCACCUCCACCAGAGGAAGCUCCUCCCCCUCUCCCAGAUGAACCGGAACCAAAGAGGCAGAAGCUUGAUGAUUCUGCUCUGAUCCCUGAAGAUCAAUUUCUGGCCCAACAUCCGGGACCUGUUCGCAUCAGCAUAUCUGUUCCUAAUGUUGACGAAGGAAAUCUCAAAGGACAAGUUCUGGAAAUUACAGUUCAAUCUUUGUCUGAAACUGUUGGCAGUCUAAAGGAAAAAAUUGCCGGGGAGAUACAGCUUCCAGCUAACAAACAGAAACUGAGUGGAAAACCAGGCUUUCUCAAGGAUAACAUGUCACUUGCCCAUUACAACGUUGGUGGAGGAGAAACACUUGCCCUCACCUUAAGAGAGCGUGGUGGUAGAAAGAAAUGAGCAUAUUUCUUGCAUUACCAUUCAAGAAGGUUGUUGUAAUCUUUGCCUUAUCAUGAGGCAUAUGGAUUCUUAUAGUAUUGAUAGACUACAUGAUGUUAUUUAUUUUCAUGAAUUUUAUGUUGAAUACCUUAUAUUUAUUGUACUGUGAGACUUCUUGAAGGAUUUACUGUUGUCUUGAAGACUGAUGUUAAUUCUGGAAUACAGAUUUUGGCACCUUGGCGCUUAUCUCUUGAGGGGAAUGGGAAGUAGUGGAGUUCCUUUAUCUAAUCUGAUCAAGACAAAUUAUUUGUUUCACUGAUUAUUGUUUUAUUUUGAAUUUCAGUUGGUUUAUUGCUAAGUUAAUGAUUUGUUUUUGAUCGAAGCUCCAUUGCUGUCAGGGAGGGGAUCAUUUACAUAUAUUUUAAAAUUUUGUUCAUUUUCAACAUUCUUGCAAUAUCAAUGUGAAGUGAUGAUUUAGGGUUUUUUGUCUUUGCCUUAGUGUUUAGGUUUUGUCUUAUGUUGGAUAUGUUCAUACAAGAACAUAAUUGGACAGUUGGUUAGAAGGCCGUUUCAGUUGCUGAGCAUAUUUAUCUUUAACUGGUGUGUCUUGUUUGGGGUUUAGUCACGUGAGGUUUUAUUUUGCCGUUAUAUAUAUCCUUAACCUAGAUUAUUUCCAGUUUUGGUCCGGUUGUUUUUUGAUUUUUCUGUUUUGUCAUAACAGAAUUCUACUUGGACAUGUGGGAAAGGCUGUGCAACUUAGCCUUAUGUGUUUGUGAAUGGGAUGAGGCAGAACGGACCAGGUUUGGUAAUUUAGAGAAGGCACGGAUUCACAUUUCAUCUUUUGGGGGAUAUCUUAUGGAACUUUCAGUUUGAGAUCACUUGCCGAUGAUCUUGAUUGAGAUUAGUUGGUCAUGUUAAAUCCUAUUCUGCUAUAGUUGAUUUGAGCUACAAUUUGCUCUGUGCCUUUGUAUCUUCAUUUCUCUCUGCGUGAGAUUGUUAGUAUGAUGGAUUGGAGCCCCUUGUUUGACUCUAUGGCUUCACAAGUUCGAGACUGGUUUAGCCUGGUAGCUCUAGUGUUCAUUAUUUCUUUUUUGUUCAUUAGGUUACUUGAGUUGUGGAAACGGGACAGCAACUCUGAUGGCUAAACUCAUUGAAGUUUGACACGAUUCUGUUUCGCAAAUUGCUAGGAUUAUGACUUUUCUUACAGUAUGCUAUUUUGCACCUUUUUGGUAACCUUUAAAAGAUUUUGGGUCUGUCGAAAAACCUUGUAGAAUUAAUUUAUGAUUCUUGAAAGUUCUUUUAAGUUUAUU